Molecule: messenger RNA, 1984 nt
Organism: Musa acuminata subsp. malaccensis (wild Malaysian banana)
Lineage: Eukaryota; Viridiplantae; Streptophyta; Magnoliopsida; Zingiberales; Musaceae
Source: RefSeq, a predicted model, not a curated record
UCUGGCGCAUACUUCGACGACAAAUCUGUCGCCUCCUUCCCGAGAACAAUGGCAUUUCAAGAACUGCACGUGCCAUCCGAUCGACACUCGCUUCUUGUCUGCGGUUGUCUCGCUCGUCGUUCAGAUUGAAGGAUUGCCUAUUGCUUCACUCAAACAUGUUCUCGGUGUCUAAAAGUAGGAAACUUUAGAUGCCUGCUUGAGAUAUCAUAGAAAUGUCUGAUGUGAGAAAUCUGUGAUGAUGGAUGUCAUUAGACAAAUAGCUCCGGAACAAGCUGCAGAUUGAUGAGUGCAGGGUAGGUUCUUGGAUUAUACUUUUCCUCGGCCAAGAGAAAGCAGGAUUUCUUCCUCUGUUUUCUUAGCAAGACAACUUGACCUGAAAACUCGCACAACCUACGAAGAGCGGUUUGUCAAACUCUGUGAAGUUCGACUUUAGUUUCUUCAUAAAUAUUCUGAUGAAUUAACUUCAAGAAAGCUUUUCUUUUUUCCUUCUCUGUCCGAUGUUUACUGUUCAUCGUUUCUUAUCUGCAGGAUGGAACGUCUCACUGAAGCUUCGAUGAAGAAUUCAGCUACUGCAGUGGCGAGCAGGCUUAAUAAUUGGUGACCGUCAAUUUUGCACCUCUUCAACAGUUGUUGCGGGCCCCACUUGAAAAGCCAGUGAGGCCGGACAAGCGGAGUUUGGAGUCGCAGACUAUGGGGCUAUGUUCGCCAUUUCAUCGUUUAUUCUUAUCCCCUUCGUCCCCCACUGCCAGCCUCCUUAUACAUGCACGCCGCCACCACCGCUUACCACUGGCAUGGGAUCAUGGAGGAGGAAGAGCAGCAGCACGGCGAGACGCUUGUCUCGCCGACGGGGUUCCGGCGGUGGCUUGAGGCCGGGAACGAUGACACGCCGCCGACCGAUGCCCGGAUCGUGACGUCCGGCCAACGGCGACUCCCGGCUCAUUCCACCGUUCUGGCUUCGGCAUCUCCCGUGCUGGAGAGCAUGCUGCACCGACCACGCAAAGGUGGCAGUAACCGAGAAAUGGAGAUCCCCGUUCUUGGCGUUCCCUGCGAUGCUGUUCAUGCUUUCCUCCGUUUGCUCUACUCCGCCAGGUGCGUGACGCUUGCGGAGGAGGAGAUCGUCGGGGAGCACGGGAUGCACCUGAUGGUGCUGUCGCACGCGUACGGGGUCGGGUGGCUGAAGCGCGCGUGCGAGCGGGUGCUGUCGUCGCGGCUGACCGCCGAGGGCGUGGUGGACGUGCUGGUGCUGGCGCAGCAGUGCGACGCCCCCCGCCUUCACCUGCGGUGCAUGCAGCUGCUUGCCGAGGACUUUGCGGCGGUGGAGCAGACCGAGGCCUGGCGGUUCCUCCGGGACCACGACCCCUGGCUGGAGCUCGACAUCCUCCAGUUCCUCGAGGACGCCCACCUGAGACGGCGACGGCUGGGGAGGAGGAAGGCGGAGCGGAGGCUGUACAUGGAGCUGCACGAGACCAUCGAGUGCUUGCACCACAUCUUCAAGGAUGGAUACGCGGCGAUGGGGCACUCCGGCAGGGAGGAGAAGCGGGCCCGCUGCCCCAACCCCGUCACCUGCCGCGGCCUACGGCAGCUUGUCCGCCACUUGGCGGCCUGCGACAGCGAGAAGAGGCGCUGGUGCCGUCGGUGCAAGUGUCUCUGGCAGCUCCUCCGCCUCCACGCUUCCACCUGCACCGAGCUCGAUGACGCCUCCUGCGAAGUUCCCCUCUGCAUGCAAUUCAAGCGGAGGGUGCAGCGUAGGGAAGGCGAAGAAGCGGAUGGCGAUGACAAGUGGGGGAUGCUGGUGAAGAAGGUGGUCUCAGCUAGAGUUGUGUCCCACUUGGUGAAGAAGCACAAACAACCGGUACUGUAUCCAGGGGAUUCAAACUAGAACAGCAGCUUUAGCCGAGUAGUUCGCUUGGUUGCUCCUCCAACUCUUAUGUUGCUUUGUUCUUCGGUUCACCAUCCUUGUCUUGUGUAAAUUUAUCCAGGUAUA